Molecule: messenger RNA, 1389 nt
Organism: Heterostelium album PN500
Lineage: Eukaryota; Evosea; Eumycetozoa; Acytosteliales; Acytosteliaceae
Gene: hgsA
Product: hydroxymethylglutaryl-CoA synthase
Exons: 3
Coding region: 1-1389 (462 amino acids)
Biological process (GO): acetyl-CoA metabolic process
Molecular function (GO): hydroxymethylglutaryl-CoA synthase activity
Source: RefSeq, a predicted model, not a curated record
AUGUCAAAGAGAGCUGAAAAUAUUGGUAUCCUUGGUAUGGAAAUUUAUUUCCCAAAGACCUACGUCGCCCAAGAGGACUUGGAAAAGUUUGAUGGAGUUGCCGCCGGAAAAUAUACCGUUGGUCUCGGUCAAACCAACAUGGCUUUCUGUGGUGACCUCGAGGAUAUCUACUCUCUUUCCAUGAAUGCCGUCACCAAUCUCAUGGAAAAGUAUGAUGUCGAUCCACACUCGAUUGGUCGUCUUGAGGUUGGAACUGAAACAGUCAUCGACAAAGCCAAGUCAAUCAAGACCGUAUUGAUGGAUCUCUUUGCCAAGUCUGGAAAUACCGCAAUCGAUGGUAUCGAUACUAUCAAUGCAUGCUACGGAGGUACCUCUGCACUCCACAACACCCUCCAAUGGAUGGAAUCCUCCUAUUGGGAUGGACGAAACGCUAUUGUUGUUGCCGGAGACAUUGCAGUCUACGAAAAGGGACCUGCCCGUCCCACUGGUGGUGCUGGUGUUGUUGCUAUGUUGAUUGGUCCAAACGCUCCAAUCACUUUUGAAAGUGGACUACGUGGUGUACACAUGGAGAAUGUCUACGAUUUUUACAAGCCAGACAUGGAUUCCGAGUAUCCAAGAGUCGAUGGUAAACUCUCAAUCUCUUGUUAUCUUCGUGCUAUUGACAAUUGUUAUUCUCGUUACCGUUCUGUCUUUGAAAAGAAAUUCAGUCCAGACCAAUUCAGUUUGGACAAGGUCGAUUAUGCCGUCUUCCAUUCUCCAUACAACAAGUUGGUCCAAAAAUCAUUUGGUCGUAUGUUGUAUAAUGAUUUCUUGAGAAAUCCAAAUGCUGAAGUAUUUAAAUCGUUGGCUGCCUACAAAGACUUGAAGGCUGAAGAUACCUACUUCAAUACCGAUCUUGAAAAGGCUUUGGUUGCUCUCUCAAAGGAAGAUUACAACAAAAAGGUUGCUCCAUCCACUUUGUUGGCCAAGCAAUUGGGUAAUACAUACUGCGGUAGUACCUACGGUGGUUUGCUCUCAUUGUUUUGUGAGAAAUCCGACGAUCUCGUUGGUAAGCGUGUCUUGACAUUCUCUUACGGUUCCGGUCUAUCUGCCUCUGCCUUCUCUUUCAAAGUCAAUCAAUCGAUCGAGGAGAUGGUAAAGAAGGUAGACCUCAAGAAGCGUUUGGAUCAAAGACAACGUGUCACCCCAGAGGAAUUCACCAACAAGUUGAGUCUCCGUGAACAACGUCACAAUUUGAAGAACUAUUCCCCAUCCGAUUCCGUCUCUACUCUCUUCCCGGGAUCAUUCUACUUGAAACAUGUUGACGAUGCUGGUAGAAGAUGUUAUGAAAGAACCUACGUUACCAUGAGACAUUUGUCAACUGGUCUUAGAUUCUUGAAAAAGACCUAA